AUGUAUAUAAGAAACCCUCUUAUGAGGUCGCUCUAUUGGAAAGCGGUGAAUGACCAGCGACAGACGGUCGAUACGUCCAAAAAACUUUUAGAUCUUGGCGCUGGUGAUGGAUUAGUAACAAAGCAAAUAGAAAAACAUUUUACUGAGGUGUUUGCAACAGAAGUCUCGUCAUCAAUGAGAUGGAGACUACAGAAUCAUGGAUACAAAAUUUUGGAAAUUGAUGAAUGGGCUGACGGAAAACGGCACUAUGAUGUUAUAAGCUGUUUAAAUCUCUUGGAUCGGUGUGAUAAACCACUAACACUACUACACGAUAUUAAAAAAUCAUUAGUUCCUGUCACAGGAAGGGCUAUAGUUGCCAUAGUGAUACCUGUUAAGCCUUAUGUUGAAUCAGGAACCAAUGAUAACAAACCUUCUGAGUAUUUGCCUGUGAAAGGAAGGAGCUGGGAGGAACAAGUGCAGAGCCUGAUUGAGGACGUGUUUACAUCGGCUGGGUUUACUGUUUUGAAAUUUACUCGUCUUCCAUAUCUAUGUGAGGGGGACCUGCAUGAUCCAUACUAUGUCCUCAACGAUGCGGUGUUCGUUCUUGCACCAAUGUCUGAGUGUGAACAGAGAGUUUACGGAGAAGGUGAAUGUAUUGUGUGAUCACCCCUGCUCUGAAAAUGGUGCAUUCUUUUACAUAUGCAAACUUUAAAUCUCAUGGAUCUUCUUUAAACUUUAUAUAUUGUGAGAAAAACAAGUGAAGUAAUUAUUUAUGCACAAACACCAAAGUGAACAAACAUCAAUUGAACUUUCAAAUUAGAAGAGCAGUGUUAGCAGUCUUGUAAAACGAAAUGAAGAUUAUCAAAAUAAACUCUUGUAUGAGAAGAGCAGCAUUUAUCAUGAAUCACUGCUUUGAAUAACUUUCAUUAUUUAUAUAAAUAU
Saccoglossus kowalevskii is the source of this 921-nucleotide messenger RNA. RefSeq names its product protein-L-histidine N-pros-methyltransferase-like. The record is from RefSeq and is a predicted model, not a curated record. Lineage: Eukaryota; Metazoa; Hemichordata; Enteropneusta; Harrimaniidae. Gene Ontology annotation, molecular function: protein-L-histidine N-pros-methyltransferase activity.